CUACUACAGUGGUCCUGUCUGACCCACUCUCAUCAUCCUCUUGCUUACAAAACCUCAUCAUUCUUCUGUCGUUCUCUGUAUUCUUCUCUCUCUCGCUCUCGAUCGCUGUCUUUGCCAUCCUUGUCAACGAAACAGACUCUGGAAGGUGAAGCUUAGGUUUUCGAGAUGGCAGCUCUAAAGAUGCACUGCUCGUCUGUGAUAGUUGGAACUAACAUUGGAACUAGUGUCGAGAGUCGGACGAAUGGGACGACUCUUGCCUCAGGGAACUUUGUUGGCUUGAAGAUGAUGCCGUCGCUGAGAGCGGCGUCUUUCAUCACCCGGGUCACGCCGGUGAAUUCAGCGCCAUUGUCGCAGUUGGCUAAAUGUUGGAAUACUCUCUCAACUGAGAAGAAGACUCUUUUGCACGACAUGUAUGACCAGCAGAAGCAGAGCCCUUGGUAUGACAAUCUUCGUCGCCCAGUGACCAUGUUGGAACCCUUUAUCAAAAGUGGUGUACGUGGGGUUACCAGCAACCCAACGAUUUUUGAAAAAGCUAUCACAGGAUCCGCCGAGUACGAUGAUCAGUUCAGGCAAUGCAUCAAAGAGGGCAAGAAUGUGGAAGAAGCAUACUGGGAGCUUGUGAUCAAAGACAUUCAGGAUGCAUGUGAUUUGUUUUUACCGCUUUAUGAAAAGAGUGCUGGUGGUGAUGGUUACAUCUCUGUUGAAGUUUCCCCUUUGUUGGCAAAUGAAACUCAAGCAACCAUUGAUUCUGCCAAAUAUUUACACAAGCGAGUGAACCGACCCAACGUUCUCAUCAAGAUUCCUGCCACUCUUGAGUGCAUUGAGUCAAUCAAGCAAGUUAUCGCUUCAUCCAUCAGCGUUAAUGUCACCCUUAUCUUUUCCCUAGCGAGAUAUGAAAAAGUAAUCGAUGCAUACAUUGCGGGACUUGAGGCAGUUCAAGGAGAUCUGUCCAAGAUAGCAAGUGUUGCAUCUUUCUUCGUCAGUCGUGUGGAUUCUUUAGUUGACAAGAAGUUGAACGCGAUCGGCACAAAGGAGGCACUUGAGCUGAAGGGCAAGGCUGCAAACGCACAGGCUGCGUUAGCGUUCAAAUUGUAUCAAGAGAAGUUUUCAGGCCCGCGUUGGGAAGCCUUGGCAAAACGUGGGGCACAGAAACAGAGAGUGCUGUGGGCUUCCACUGGUGUGAAAGACCCAUCCUACCCAGACACCCUCUAUGUCAAUCCCCUCAUCGGACCUGACACAGUGACGACCAUGCCUGAUGGGGCACUGAACGCCUUUGUCGACCAUGGGGUGGUGGCGAGAACAAUCGACGCCGACCUGCCAGGGGCGGAGAGGAUCUACGACAAGGUUGAGGAGUUGGGCAUCCGGUGGGAGGAUGUCGGCAACCAGUUGGAGCACGAGGGCGUUGCAUCGUUCAAGAAGAGCUUCACUGACCUGGUCCAGAAUCUCACCGCAAAGGCCGACGCUCUUGCAAAAAGUAUUUGAGCUUAGUUGUCAUUUGAGUCGGCUACAAAAAUGGUAUAAAAAGAGAGAGCUGGUGAACUGGUUCUCCAGGUUCAAUGGACCCCAUGUCAUUUUUCUAGACUAGGGUUUUUUGUGAAUCUAGAAGCUUUUUAUAGGCAUCGUGAUUUGUCGUAUCUCGUCUCGAAGCAUUUCUCAUGGUAUAAUUUUAAAGAGCUGUGAGAGGACCGAGGGUUUUUUAUUUUUUUAUUAUUUUGCUACUGGGACUACUGUAGAUUCGUUGAAGGUGUUAUGCAGGGUGGAAAACUAGUCUGCAGAUCAGAUGAUAAUUGGAGCUCAUGAGUCUGCUGGACUUCCUGGCAUAUUUAUGGAUAUAAAUCUAUAUGUAAAGCUUAGAGAGUUUGUUUGUUUCUAUUUUAUUUUUUUUGAAGUCUUGCUCUCUUUAUUGCAAUAUUGAAAUAAAAUUGUACACUUUUUUAA
Messenger RNA from Physcomitrium patens, 1938 nucleotides. The record is from RefSeq and is a predicted model, not a curated record. NCBI's taxonomy places the organism in Eukaryota, Viridiplantae, Streptophyta, Bryopsida, Funariales, Funariaceae.